GUGUCGUUGCUGCAUGCAUGCGUAUUACAUAAAUAAUCCCUCCUUCAGCCCUAACCUUCUGUAAGGGGUUGGUGUAGUGUAUGGAAGUGUUAGAGUCAGGAAGACGUAGGUUCAAAUCCUUUUUUUUUUUAAAGGAGUAGCUGGGCAAGUUAAAUGACAUCGUUCUGUUUUCGUGUCCUCAUCUAUAAAAUGGGGAUAAUAUUUAUGUACUUAACCUUCCUGAGUUGUGGUGAGGAUCAAAUGAAUUAACAUAGGAGGAAGACUAGAGCACAGGAAGGUGAAGUCAUUUUUCUCAGAGCCUUGCAGCAAGUUAGAGUCAAAGAAUGUCAUUCCACUCUGGACGAGGCAAUUCCCGAGGACGAGGAGGAUCUGGUGGAAGAGCUUCGACUCAAACCUUCCGGCCUCAGAAUUUGAGACAGCUUCAUCCUCAGCAGCCUACUGGGCAAUACCAGUAUGAACAACCAGUUGCUCCCCCAGCCACUUUCACAGGUCCUCCAACUACAAGCUACUUGCCACCCAGGCCAGAUUUUGUGCCCUACCCCCCACCUGUGCCUCCAACAGCACAGACUCCUGUUACCCAGUGUCCUCUCAGGCCACCUCUCCCCAACCAUCAAGUAAGGCCAACUUUUCCAGUACCACCUUGCUUUCCUCCUGUUCCUCCUCCUGUACCUACUCCUACUAACACUUCAGUACCUGGAACACCUGCUACACAAACUACCUUUCCCUAUAUGAUGCCACCUCCUUCCCUGCCACCACCACCCCCAGUCAUACCACCACAACUUAAUUACCCAUCAGUUUAUCCCACAACCUAUUCACAGCAGUCUUUCCCGCCUCCUAAUUUUAGUUACCAGAAUAACUCUAGUUCUUUUCAGACCAGCAGUAACAAUAACAGCAGUAGCCAUUUUAGGCACCCAACUCAGUAUCAGGUAGAGAAGCCUUCGAGUGAAAGGAGGUCCCCAGAAAGGAGUAAGCACUAUGAUGACCACCGGCAUCGAGAACAUAGUCAUGGACAUGGCGACCGACACCGGUCAGAUAGUCACGGAGACCGGCGGGACAGAACCCGAAGUCCAGACAGGAGGAGACAAGAAAGUAGCCGACAUAGAUCGGAUUACGACAGAGGGAGGACUCCACCUCGUCACCGAAGUUAUGAGCAUAGCAGAGAGCGAGAACGGGACAGGGACAGGGACAGACACAGGCACCGGGAAAGCCGAAGAUCCCCAUCUCCAGACAGAUCCUACAAAAAAGAGUACAAGCGAACCAGCAGCCGAUCUCCAAGUAGAGAGAAGAAGAGAACUCGAUGGGAAGAUGACAGAGAUCGAUGGGUUGACAAUCAGAAUUCUGGCAAAGAAAAGAGCUAUACCUCAAUUAAGGACAAAGAGCCAGAGGAGAUCAUGCCUGACAAAAAUGAAGAAGAAGAAGAGGAUCUGCUUAAACCAGUCUGGAUUCGUUGUACUCAUUCAGAAAGUUACUAUUCUAAUGACCCCAUGGAUCAAGUGGGAGAUUCUACAGUUGUUGGGACAAGUAGGCUCCGAGACUUGUAUGAAAAGUUUGAAGAAGAAUUAGGGAAGAGGCAAGCAAAAGCCAAAGCUGUGAGACCCCCAUGGGAGCCACCCAAGACCAAACUAGAUGAGGAUUUAGAUAGCUCCAGCGAAUCUGACUGUGACUCUGAUGAUGAUAGCAGCUGUUCCAGCAGCUCAGACUCUGAUGUUUUUGAUGUAAUUGCUGAAAUCAAACGCAAAAAAGCCCACCCUGAUCGACUUCAUGAAGAACUCUGGUAUAAUGACCCAGGACAGAUGAAUGAUGGCCCUCUCUGUAAAUGCAGUGCAAAAGCGAGGCGCACAGGAAUCCGGCACAGCAUCUAUCCUGGUGAAGAGCCCAUCAAACCCUGUCGUCCUAUGACCAACAAUGCUGGCAGACUCUACCACUAUCGAAUUACAGUUUCACCUCCUACAAACUUUUUAACUGAUAGACCAACUGUUAUAGAAUAUGAUGAUCACGAAUAUAUUUUUGAAGGAUUUUCUAUGUUUGCACAUGCUCCUCUGACCAAUAUUCCUCUGUGUAAAGUAAUUAGAUUUAACAUAGACUACACAAUUCAUUUCAUUGAAGAGAUGAUGCCUGAGAAUUUUUGUGUGAAAGGCCUUGAGCUCUUUUCCUUGUACUUAUUCAGAGACAUUUUGGAACUCUAUGAUUGGAAUCUUACAGGCCCUUCAUUUGAAAAUAAUAGUUCAUGCUGUCCAAGAUUUCAUUUCAUGCCACGUUUUGUAAGAUUUCUUCCAGAUGGAGGAAAGGAAGUGCUAUCAAUGCAUCAGAUUCUGCUCUACUUGUUGAGAUGUAACAAAGCUUUGGUGCCUGAAGAGGAGAUUGCUAACAUGCUCCAGUGGGAAGAACUUGAGUGGCAGAAAUAUGCAGAGGAAUGCAAAGGGAUGAUUGUUAACAAUCCUGGCAUGAAACCUAGUUCAGUACGCAUUGAUCAACUGGAUCGGGAACAAUUCAACCCUGAUGUGAUUACUUUUCCAAUUAUUGUCCACUUUGGGAUACGCCCUGCCCAGUUGAGUUAUGCAGGAGACCCUCAGUAUCAGAAGCUAUGGAAAAGCUAUGUGAAGCUCCGUCACCUGUUGGCAAACAGCCCCAAGGUCAAACAAGCUGACAAGCAAAAGCUGGCACAGAGAGAGGAAGCUCUGCAGAAAAUUCGACAGAAGAAUACAAUGAGGAGAGAGGUGACAGUGGAACUGAGCAGCCAAGGAUUCUGGAAAACUGGCAUCCGUUCUGAUGUUUGCCAGCAUGCAAUGAUGCUUCCUGUUUUGACCCAUCAUAUCCGUUACCACCAGUGCUUGAUGCAUCUGGACAAGUUGAUUGGCUAUACUUUCCAAGAUCGUUGUCUGCUACAGCUAGCAAUGACUCAUCCCAGUCAUCACCUAAACUUUGGAAUGAAUCCUGAUCAUGCUCGUAACUCUUUAUCCAACUGUGGCAUACGUCAACCCAAAUAUGGAGACAGAAAAGUCCAUCACAUGCACAUGAGGAAAAAAGGAAUUAACACCUUAAUAAAUAUCAUGUCACGCCUUGGUCAAGAUGACCCUACUCCUUCCAGCCACAGACUGAACCCGAACUCCAGCAAGCCGUCUCACAAAUGUGUGCCCUUGAGUGCAAGGAAGAUCAGGAUUAACCACAAUGAACGUUUGGAAUUCCUGGGGGAUGCUGUUGUUGAAUUUCUAACUAGUGUCCAUCUCUACUACCUGUUUCCUAGCCUAGAGGAAGGAGGAUUAGCAACCUAUCGCACCGCUAUUGUUCAGAACCAACAUCUUGCUAUGUUAGCAAAGAAACUUGAACUGGACCGAUUCAUGCUUUAUGCUCACGGACCUGACCUCUGUAGAGAAUCAGAUCUUCGCCAUGCCAUGGCAAAUUGUUUUGAGGCCUUAAUAGGAGCUGUUUAUUUGGAGGGAAGCCUUGAAGAAGCUAAACAGUUAUUUGGGCGCUUGCUUUUUAAUGACAAGGACCUCCGGGAAGUGUGGCUUAAUUAUCCACUACACCCACUCCAACUACAAGAGCCGAAUACUGAUCGACAACUUAUUGAAACCUCUCCAGUACUACAGAAGCUUACAGAGUUCGAGGAAGCUAUUGGAGUAAUUUUUACUCAUGUUCGACUUCUGGCAAGAGCAUUUACAUUGAGAACUGUGGGAUUUAAUCAUCUGACUCUAGGCCAUAAUCAGAGAAUGGAAUUUCUGGGUGACUCCAUAAUGCAGUUGGUAGCUACAGAGUACUUAUUCAUUCAUUUUCCUGAUCAUCAUGAAGGUCACUUAACGCUGUUACGCAGCUCCUUGGUGAAUAACAGAACACAAGCAAAAGUAGCAGAAGAGCUGGGCAUGCAGGAAUAUGCCAUCACCAAUGACAAGACCAAGAGACCUGUUGCUCUACGCACUAAGACCUUGGCUGAUCUUUUGGAAUCAUUUAUUGCUGCACUAUACAUUGAUAAGGAUUUGGAAUACGUUCACACUUUCAUGAAUGUAUGCUUCUUUCCAAGGCUAAAGGAGUUCAUUUUGAAUCAGGAUUGGAAUGAUCCUAAAUCUCAACUUCAGCAGUGCUGCCUGACCCUUAGAACAGAGGGAAAAGAGCCCGACAUUCCUCUCUAUAAGACUCUUCAGACAGUGGGGCCAUCUCAUGCAAGAACUUAUACUGUGGCUGUGUAUUUCAAAGGGGAAAGAAUAGGCUGUGGUAAAGGCCCAAGUAUUCAGCAAGCAGAAAUGGGAGCUGCAAUGGAUGCCCUUGAAAAAUAUAACUUUCCCCAGAUGGCCCAUCAGAAGCGGUUCAUUGAACGGAAAUACAGACAAGAGUUGAAAGAAAUGAGGUGGGAAAGAGAGCAUCAGGAGAAAGAGCCAGAUGAGACUGACGAAGUGGUAACACCAUACAUACAAGUGAAACGUGAAGAAUUAAGUCCGUGAACCAAAUUUUGGUCUACAGUAUGCCAGACAGCUAUACUUUGGAAAACAUCUGAUGGACAUGGAAGCCAGUUCUCUCUAAGCAGUUUGUCUUCUGUAGAAAGGAGACUCUAAUAAUAAGCUUAAAAGGGAGGGGGGAAAAAGACAUCUGUAUAUUCCAGUGUCAUUGGAGUGGACAUAUAUUCUUUGAGAGUUUAGUAGGGAAAAAAGGUAGUAAAAACUGAGUUAAAUAGUUUAAAAGUGAUUUUGAAAAUAGUGUUUUUAAGUUAACUUUAUUGGUGUCUAAUAAAGGUUAAAAAAGUAUUUUAAGGCUCCCCUAAAAAGAAAAGAUAUUAUUCCUGGUCCCUGUUUCCAGAGUAAAGAUCCCCAUUUUUCUUUAUUUGUUACUUUCAAAAAUGCAAAAUUAUAACCCUUUAGAAAAUACAACAAGCUAUUUUUAAAACUUGGCCCUUAAUUCUGCCUAUUUGUCUUUAUAUUUUUCAUAUUACAAAAUCUUUGGAGAAAACACACAGCAAAGUGCCUUCUAUGUUGUGGGAGGGGGUAGAAGUGGCUUAUUUUUUUAUGACAGUAUUGAAUAGAGUUCACUAUAGAAUAUUUGAACUGGAAAGGACCUUAGAAAUCAGAUAGUCCAAUCUCUUUAUUAGACAGGUGAUGAAACAGGCCCAGAGAAGUGAGUGCUGUGUGAUCACCCUCCAACACCAAGAUAAGACAACAGACCUGUACUCAGUUCUUUGUAUCACACCAAAAAUUGAAUACAAGUACAGAAAUUGGAAUUAUCCUAUCCCAACCUUUGUGAUGUUGGAGCAUCAGAGAGUCAUAAGUUUACUUAAUACUACCAGACUCUUAAAGUAUGCUUCUUUCCACCUUAACAAAUUGUGUAUAUGUCUAAGUUAUUGUCUACUUAAGUUCUAAUGUAAUGCCUCCUCCUUGACUAGAGGUGGUCCUGAGUUUUAAUGGUUAUGCCAUCAGAGCACAGCCUCGGGCAGGUUCUACCAAGUUGUAAAGGCUUCAGUUAUGAGCUGAAAGCAGGCUGUUGAUCUGUUGCCUGAGGACCAGCCUAGUCAAGUUCAAGGAGGCUUAUUGCCUGAAGGUUGAUCUCCAGGUAAUGGAUAUAUUUUUUUUUUGCCUGGUAGCAACUUAUGGGACCAUCCAUUAUGUUACAGGAGAGUUUUGAAAUUUGUCAGUGGAUGGAGCACUUACACUGAUAAAAUCACCCAUUCUAUAUUAUAUUGGCAGGUAUUAGUAAGGGCUGCAGUGAAUGUCAGGAAUAUUUUGCCAGACACCUAGGGAACAGAGUAUAUGUGGAGCUGCAGAAGCUUUCACUGAGUCCCUAUGUAUCAUUGUGUCUUGAAAAUAAAACCAGCCUGCUAUGUGUCAAGGAAUAAUUCUUAGUUCUGUGUAGAACCAUGUUUUCUCUAGUCCUUGUCAUUUUUCUUCCUUGUACUAUUUGUGACUUUUUUCAGCUUCUGUCUCUAUAUUGUAUGCUGCUGAGAUUUGGAGAAGUGUAAAAGUUUCAUAUCAGAAUCUUCAUGUGAAAAAAAUGUAACAUGAGAUGUUCCUGAUAAAUGUCUGAUGUCCAGGAAGUGAAAGGAAUUGGUGCACAUAAGUAAAGCUUGAAAGCCAUUCCCCAAUAGCUGUGUGCUCAAAAGAAUAAAGAUUAACUACCAGCAACCAUUUCAAAGAAUGCUUCAAAUUAUUUUUAAUGAGGAACUGUAAAUUAAAAUAUUUCUGAAACUUCGUACCUCACCACUUGAUAAAGAUGAAAAUAGUGAUGCUGAGGAUAUUAUGUGGAGGAAAAAGCACUCUGAAGUAAUGGUAGUAUAACUGUGAAUUGGUCCAACCAGCCAUUCUGGGAAAGUUUGAAAUCGUGAUAGAAGAGUCACUGUACUCUGUAUAAUUUUUGACCCAGUAAUCACUACUUUGCAUAUAGACCAAGUUGGUUAAAGACAAAAAGGAAUGAUCCCAGAUGCACAAAUAAUAGUAUAGCUGCAGUUUUUCUGAUAGCAAAAAUACUCCAAUCUGGGUGCCCACAAAUUGGGGAAUGGCUGAACAAAUUUUGUUAUAUUAAUGUAAUGAAAUAACUAGAGUGCCAUAAGAAAUUGCAAGUAUGAAAAAUUCAGACAAACUUGGAAUGACUUUCACGAAUUGAUGCAGAAGGAAAAGAAGACAAUGCUUAAUGACUGUACCCCAGCAGACACUGGAAGUCUGAUCAGUGCAAUGCAGAGUUCUGCCUGUGAAACACACCUCUCUCCAGGGAUGUUAUAGACCCUAUAUACGAAAUGAGACCUGUGUUGUAAAAUAUGGCUGAUGUGUCGUUUUGUUUUGCUUAACUAUGCUUAUUUGUUAGAAUGGAGGGGUAAAUUGGGGUGGGGGAAGGGAUUAUUGAGAAGUGACAGCAAUGUAAAAAAAAAUCA
Molecule: messenger RNA, 6847 nt
Organism: Phascolarctos cinereus (koala)
Lineage: Eukaryota; Metazoa; Chordata; Mammalia; Diprotodontia; Phascolarctidae
Gene: DROSHA
Product: drosha ribonuclease III
Biological process (GO): pre-miRNA processing; primary miRNA processing; rRNA processing
Cellular component (GO): nucleus; microprocessor complex
Molecular function (GO): ribonuclease III activity; RNA binding
Source: RefSeq, a predicted model, not a curated record